UCACCCGGAAGUGCGAGUAGCCUGGGGAGGGGCGAGUGUCUGCGCCAGCCGGAGGGGAGGGGGCAGGAGGAGAGGGAGGAGCCGAAGCCGAAGGGGAGUUGGUGUUGGUGCUGAAGGUGCAGCCGUCGCCACCGCCACCACCACACCGCCGCCGCCGCCGCCGCCGCCGCCGCCGCCGCCACUGGCGCCGCCGCCUUAUCCUCACGGUGUGUGAGGCGGCACUACGUCCGUGCCGCCGCGCCGCCUCAGCGCUGGAGCUACGGCGCUGUGCGGAUGUGAAGCUAGGAAUGUGAAGAAAAACAGAAUGGAUCCAGUUAUGGGUGUGAAUUCUGUCACCAUUGCAGUGGAAGGUAUGACAUGCAAUUCCUGUGUCCAGACUAUUGAACAGAAGAUUGGAAAAGAGAAUGGGGUACACCUUAUUCAAGUUUCACUGGAAAAAAAAAUUGCAACCAUUAUCUAUGACUCCAGACUCCAAAAUCCAGGAUCACUGCAGGAAACUAUUGAUGAUAUGGGAUUUGAGGCUUCCCUCCCUGAUCCUAGCCCUCAACCUGUCCUCACUGACACUUUGGUUUUGACUAGUACUUCUUCACUGGCCCCAUCAUGGGACCAAGUCCAGAGCACAUUGCUCAAGGCCAAGGGUGUAACAGAUGUUCAGAUUUCUCCGCAGCAAAACACAGCAGUGGUGACGAUGAUCCCUUCUGUCGUAAAUGCCAGCCAGAUAAUCCAGUUGGUUCCUGGCAUCAGCUUAGACACUGGAGCACCAGAAAGAAAGCCAGUUCCUAGUGAAGACACCAGCAUGGCGCAGCCAAACGGAGUCAUGCUGAAGAUGAAAGUGGAAGGGAUGACAUGCCAUUCAUGUACAAGCACUAUUGAAGGAAAAAUUGGUAAACUGCUAGGUGUUCAGCGAAUUAAAGUCUCCUUGGACAAUCAAGAAGCAACUAUUAUAUAUCAGCCUCACCUUAUUACAGCAGAGGAAAUAAAAAAGCAGAUCGAAGCUGUGGGUUUUCCAGCAUUCAUCAAAAAGCAGCCCAAGUACCUCACACUAGGAACCAUUGACGUAGAGCGCCUAAAGAACACACCAGUCAAAUCCAAUGCGGGAUCACAGCAAAAAUGUUCCAAAUCUCCUAAGGGCUCAGCUGCCACCUUCGUCAUAGAUGGCAUGCAUUGUCAGUCCUGUGUGUUCAAUAUUGAAAGCCAUAUCUCUGCACUCCCAGCUGUGAACAGCGUGGCAGUUUCUUUAGAAAGCAAAUCUGCUAUCGUGAAGUACAACCCCAAAUUAAUCACUCCAGAUGCCUUGAGAAAAGCUAUAGAAGCCAUAGCACCAGGGCAAUAUAAAGUUAGUCUUGCCAGUGAGCGUCAUGGCAGCCCUAAUUCUCCAGUGAUCCCUUUUCUCCAAAAGCCACAUGGCAGUGGACCUAGCCAACCUUUGACUCAAGAAACUGUUAUAAAUAUUGAUGGUAUGACUUGUAAUUCUUGCGUGCAAUCAAUAGAAGGUGUCAUAUCGAAAAAAACUGGUGUGAAAUGUAUACGGGUCUCACUUACCAAUAGCACUGGAAUUAUUGAAUACGAUCCCUUACUGACCUCUCCAGAAACCCUGAGGGAAGCAAUAGAGGACAUGGGAUUUGAUGCAACCUUAAAAGAUUCUGAUAAAGAAACAUUCGGCAAGACAGCAAUACGGACUCACAGUAAAGAAGAGACAAAACCUCUAAUCCAUGAUAAGGAGGAGGCAAAGACUCCAGCCAAAUGUUACAUUCAGGUCACUGGCAUGACCUGUGCUUCCUGUGUGGCAAACAUUGAAAGGAACCUCCGACGAGAAGAAGGAAUAUAUUCUGUGCUUGUGGCCCUGAUGGCUGGUAAGGCAGAAGUAAGAUACAAUGCUGCUCUCGUGCAGCCCCCAAUGAUAGCAGAAUUCAUCAAGGAACUUGGGUUUGGAGCUGUGGUGAUGGAAAAUGCUGGUGAAGGGGAUGGAGUUCUGGAACUUAUUGUGAGAGGAAUGACUUGUGCUUCCUGUGUGCAUAAAAUCGAAUCUACUCUUAUGAAAACCAGAGGGAUCUUCUACUGCUCUGUAGCGCUGGCUACGAAUAAAGCACAUAUCAAAUAUGAUCCAGAGGUUAUUGGUCCGAGAGAUGUUAUCAAUAUAAUACAAAAUUUAGGUUUCGAAGCAUCUUUAGUCAAGAAGGAUCGAUCAGCAAGCCACCUUGACCAUAAGCGAGAAAUCCAGCAGUGGAAACGAGCCUUCCUUGUGAGUCUAUUUUUCUGUAUUCCUGUGAUGGGGCUGAUGAUUUAUAUGAUGAUUAUGGACCACCACCUAACUAGCACUCACCAGCAUCACAAUUUGAGUCAGGAAGAAAUGGCAAGCUAUCACUCAGCGAUGUUUCUGGAGCGCCAGAUCCUGCCAGGGCUGUCUGUCAUGAAUUUGCUGUCCUUUUUAUUGUGUAUACCUGUUCAGUUCUUUGGAGGCUGGCACUUCUACAUCCAGGCAUACAAAGCCCUGAGACAUAAGACUGCUAACAUGGACGUGCUCAUCGUACUGGCCACCACCAUUGCAUUUGCCUACUCUUUGGUCAUCCUUCUGGUUGCAAUGGUCGAGAAAGCAAAAGUGAACCCCAUUACUUUCUUUGACACUCCUCCUAUGCUGUUUGUGUUCAUUGCACUGGGGCGCUGGCUGGAGCACAUAGCAAAGGGAAAAACAUCAGAGGCUCUUGCAAAGCUAAUUUCCCUACAAGCUACAGAGGCUACCAUUGUAACUCUCAACUCAGACAAUAUCCUCUUGAGUGAAGAACAAGUGGAUGUUGAACUUGUGCAACGUGGAGACAUUGUUCGAGUGGUUCCAGGAGGCAAAUUCCCUGUGGAUGGUCGGGUUAUUGAAGGGCAUUCAAUGGUAGAUGAGUCCCUCAUCACAGGGGAAGCCAUGCCUGUGACCAAGAAACCAGGCAGCCCAGUGAUUGCUGGCUCUAUUAACCAGAAUGGGUCACUACUCAUCAGAGCAACCCAUGUUGGAGCUGAUACAACCCUCUCACAAAUUGUCAAGCUUGUGGAGGAAGCACAAACAUCCAAGGCUCCCAUCCAGCAGUUUGCGGACAAACUUAGUGGUUAUUUUGUUCCUUUCAUUGUUAUUAUCUCUGUUGUUACCCUCUUGGUCUGGAUCGUGAUUGGAUUUAUUCAUUUUGAAGUCGUGGAAACCUAUUUUCCUGGCUACAACAAGAGCAUCUCCCGAACGGAAGUGAUCAUCCGAUUUGCCUUCCAGGCUUCUAUCACUGUGCUAUGUAUAGCCUGCCCCUGUUCUCUGGGCUUAGCUACUCCCACUGCUGUUAUGGUGGGCACUGGGGUAGGAGCUCAAAAUGGCAUCCUGAUCAAAGGUGGAGAACCCCUGGAAAUGGCCCACAAGGUAAAGGUAGUGGUGUUCGAUAAGACUGGAACCAUAACCCAUGGAACUCCAGUAGUGAACCAACUGAAAGUUUUAGUGGAAAGUAGUAAAAUAUCACGCAAUAAGAUCCUGGCUAUUGUGGGAACUGCUGAAAGUAACAGUGAGCACCCACUAGGAGCAGCAGUUACAAAAUACUGCAGACAGGAGCUGGACACUGAAACCUUGGGUACCUGUACAGAUUUCCAAGUUAUCCCAGGUUGUGGCAUUAGCUGUAAAGUAACCAACAUUGAAGCUCUCCUCCAGAAAAGUGACUGGCAAGUCGAGGAAAAUAAUCUUAAAAAUGCAUCCCUCAUGGACCUUGAUGCAAAUGAUGGACAGCCAGGUCAUUCUUCCUUCAUUAUUGAUGCCCAGGUGCCCACUGCCUUGAAUUCUCAGAAGUAUACAGUCCUUAUUGGGAACCGGGAGUGGAUGAGCAGAAAUGACCUUGUCAUUAAGAAUGAUGUGGAUAGUAUGAUGAUUGAACAUGAGAGGAAAGGUCGAACAGCUGUGCUGGUGGCCAUUGAUGGUGUGUUGUGUGGGUUGAUAGCUAUCGCUGACACAGUGAAGCCUGAAGCAGAGCUGGCUGUCCACACACUAAAAUCUAUGGGCUUAGAAGUUGUUUUGAUGACUGGAGACAACAGUAAAACUGCUAGGUCUAUUGCUUCCCAGGUGGGCAUUAAAAAAGUUUUUGCCGAAGUCCUUCCCUCUCACAAGGUUGCUAAGGUGAAGCAGCUGCAAGAUGAGGGGAAGCGGGUAGCAAUGGUGGGCGAUGGGAUCAAUGACUCCCCAGCACUGGCUAUGGCUAAUGUUGGAAUUGCCAUUGGUACCGGUACAGAUGUAGCCAUUGAAGCUGCUGAUGUGGUUCUAAUAAGGAAUGACCUUCUGGAUGUGGUAGCAAGUAUUGACUUAUCAAGGAAGACUGUCAAAAGAAUUCGAAUAAAUUUUGUCUUUGCUCUGAUUUAUAAUCUACUUGGAAUCCCUGUAGCUGCUGGCGUCUUUAUGCCCUUUGGUUUGGUUUUGCAGCCCUGGAUGGGAUCAGCUGCCAUGGCUGCCUCAUCAGUUUCGGUGGUUCUGUCUUCACUGUUGCUCAAACUUUAUAAGAAACCUACUUAUGAGAAGUGCGAACUACGAGCUCACUACCAAGUAGGCCGAAAGAGUUCUUCAGAAAUUAGCGUUCACAUUGGCCUUGACGACACAUCCAGAGACUCUCCCAAGCUAGGUUUGCUGGACCAGAUAGUCAAUUACAGCCGAGCAUCAAUUAACUCCCUCCUCUCAGAUAAGCGGUCCCUGAGCAGCAUUGUUCUGAGUGAGCCAGACAAACACUCACUCCUGGUUGGAGAUUUCCGGGACGAUGAUGACACUUCAUUGUGAAAAAGCUCAGCUACUGCUGCUGUCCUGACCUCACUGUGCACUGAUGGAGAUGAAGUUUAUUAGGAUGUGAUCUUAGUUUGGUCAAAAAUCAUGUUGCAGGGGUUUGGAGUUGGUCUUGUGUCCUGAGAGUGUGUUUGUCUUGUGAGAAACGUGUCUUUUUCAACAUAUCAGCGUUGAAGCUAUUUGUGUCUGGUUUCAGUGAUCUUCAGUAUUUUUUUAACCUGAUAUGAUAGAGUCGCAAUAGAGGCUCACUUAAGCCUCUGAGUAUUGCUGUCAACCUCCUGGUCAGAUGAUUUGGGGAUUUGAUGAGAACUGCCCUCACUCCCCUCAAAAAUAGCUUAGGAAGAAUACCCUUUUCAGGAGAUGGGCACUUAAGGGGGUGGUAGCCAAGUGCUGCUCUCCCGGUUGUAUAACCUGCCUCCUGCAAGGGCAGCAAAUAGCAGUUCUCACAGCUAAGCCCAAGGCCUCAAAAUUAGGCAGGAAAGAAGAAGGGAAGAAGCAGUCAUAGCCAUUCAUGUAACAUUAGAUGUGCCUUAUUUGCGUACUUUUCUCCAAGAAUCUUUUCCUUCUAUGCUGUUAGCACAUAGGGAUUUUUUUGGCAAAGAUAUUUUAUUUUACAAAUUACAUACAAUAACAAUUUUCCACAUAAGUCUUCUGAAGUUAUAAGAUCCAAAUUCUCUCCCACCCCUUUCCCAGAGAUGGUAAGCAAUUCAAUCUGGGCAUUAGCAUGUGUUAUCUUGCAGAACAUAUUUCCAUAUUGUUCACUUUUGUAAAAGAAUAAUCAUAUAAAACCAAAACCCCAAACUAAAAACUCAAAUAAACUAAAGUGAAAAAUAGUAUAGCACAUAGUAUUUGAUGAGACAGAGUUUCUUUUUCUUGACUAAGUUGGACCAGGUUGAAAUGGGUCAGGUCAGGUUGGCUCACUAUAACUAACAUCCUUUUUUUCUAGUUCUCUCUUGCUUCCUGACCCUUUUGGAGUGAAGGGACUGAAAGGACAUUGAAGGUUUCUGUGUCUCACCACACUCCCACCUUUCUAUUUUUCCCAAGAUUUCAGUUAAUUCUGACUUCAACUUGAACCCUGUCCUGUACAAAUGGGAUUCACAGAUGGUCCUGAGAUCAGUCACUCUCAGUAAAGUCAUCAUUACCAGCAUCUGUUUUAGCCUUGUCUUCACUGAAUUUUCCCACAGAUUAACACUACCUUGUUUAAUAGAGACAUAAUUCCCAUAUCUUGAGUUUUUUAGGAAAAGGUACUCUAGGACUUUGUAUUUAUUAGUAUUUAUCAUUUAAUAGAUUAUCAAAUAUCUUUUUGUGUUUGAGAUAGCCUUUCCAAGUUAUUUUAAGUGAAUACUAAUAGCGUAAAAUGGCUUUUGUUUUAAAAAAUCUUUUUUUCUAUCAAUUAAACUGUAGGCAUCAAUUUUUAUGUAGAGUUGUGCUUAUUAGCAAACUGUGCUGUUUCUCUCUAAGUUUGAAAUGUUUACACUUAAUACUUUAAUGGAGAUGGUAGAUUUAGAUGCUUGUUCCCUCUGCCAUAUGGGCUUAGAAUUUCCCCUGUUACAUGAUUGGGAAUGAGGAAGUGGGUCACAGGUUGCCAUCUGUACUACUCAUGUCUUUGUUAUUUGAAGGAAUUUAUUUUUGUAGAGACUACACAUGAAAAGAAUUUCUAAACAAAUGCUCGGUUUUUUUCAUCCAUUUAUUUAAAUGUCUCAGCUUAAAGGAGAUCAUAUAACUAAAAAGGCAACCUUGUGGAACAGAAUCUAAAAGCAGCUGAAGGAGAAAUAUCAUUCAUUCAUUCAUUCAUUCUUACUCUCACUCUCUUUCCCCAUACAAAACAAGACCAUUCAUAUGUCAUUUUGUGGUAUCUAUCUGAAUUCAGAAGGUCUAAUUUGUAUCUUAUAAUCAAGAAUCAGACAAGUAGAGCUGAAACUUUUUAUGAAGGUGCUGUUAGUCUAGUAGGGCAAACUCAGUUUAGGCAAAGAUGAAUGACCUUGAGUGUCUUAACUCUUACUCCAGCCUUCUACUGAUGCCAUUGGCCAUAUGUCCAGGUUGAGUUGUGAGUUUCUUUGCCUAAUUUUAGUAGCUUUUUGCCCCAUCCUUUGUUUACUGAGAUUGCUUCUAGUGAGAAGCAACAAAGGUAGCAACUAGAAAAAUAUCUUUUCUUCUGCACUCCAGAAUCAGUUUCUAAAAGAAGCAGUUUCUUUCUAAAGAGAUUUGGUCAUGGCCACUUAGCAUUUCCAGUGCUACCUUUGUCUGUGAAGUUGUCCUUUUAGAGCCAAUGGCCACACUCUGGCUUGGUGGUUAUGUUUUCUGCCCUGGGUAAGAGUGAUUGUUAUAAUUUCAGAAUUGUGGCUUUGCUGUGGGAACAGAAGACAUUUUGUUCGGGACUGAGUCUUGCUUUAUAUCUGCAGCCACAUUUUAGUUCUCUUUCUGUAGGUCUCUUCUGCAAGGCAAGGGCCUGUUGGCUUCAGAUUGGGUUAUGGAAGGGAACAAAAAUGUUGCUUACAACUUGUAGCAAAAGUUGUGAGAACAAAUAUAUUUUUUUAUAUUCAGAAUGCAAAUGGAUUUAUAUUUGUUUCUGAUAUUUGAAGUUCUUUAUUUGUUAUGUCUAUCUAUUUCCUUGAUCCAUUCAAUAGACAGUUCAUUUAGAGUCUGAGGAUAACAAGUGCCCUUUGGUACCCAGUACUCAUUUAGACUGAAAUAUGGGGUGCUUCUUGUCUUAAAUGUUUGGAGAUGCCUUUUGAAUUUAAAAGCCUACAAACUAGCUAAUGCUUAGUUUAAUGUUAUAGAACAGACCAAUGAAAUGUGACUAUCUAUUGUGAAAACAAGAUUGUCCUCCUCGCCUCCCAAAUUAUAUGUGUAAUGUGAUUUUGGUGUCAACCUAUUGGAAUGUUAAACUUGCUGCUCUGUGAACAAAUGAUUUUCUUUUACAAAGGUCUCCAGUCCACUUGUACAGAAUGGUUGAAAUAGCACUAGAUGAAAUGUUUCUAGGAAUCUACAUGUGCAAACUUUUUUCUGUACACAUUUUGUGAUGAAACAGCUUGCAAUCAAAGUUUUAAAUUGUUAUGGGAAAUCAUUUAAUUAUUAAUAGCUUGUAUUAGGUUAAUUAUUUUUCUUAAUAUUUAUUUUAUUGUGUUUUGUCAUUCUCUGUAGGUGAGAAAUGUUCGCGAUUUGUUUACUCUCCAAAGCUUCAUUGGACAAUGUACAAUGACCAUCUUGCUUAAUGUUCUAGAGCUCGUUUGCUCUUUUUGGUGUAUUUUUUCCAUAUGCAUGUAAUUGAACAUACUUUUGCCAAGGAUGUGCCUUCAACUUUGUAAUUACAGUGUUGUCAAGAGAUAUCA
Molecule: messenger RNA, 8112 nt
Organism: Monodelphis domestica (gray short-tailed opossum)
Lineage: Eukaryota; Metazoa; Chordata; Mammalia; Didelphimorphia; Didelphidae
Gene: ATP7A
Product: ATPase copper transporting alpha
Biological process (GO): monoatomic cation transport
Cellular component (GO): membrane
Molecular function (GO): ATPase-coupled monoatomic cation transmembrane transporter activity; copper ion binding; ATP binding
Source: RefSeq, a predicted model, not a curated record